This is a messenger RNA of Schistocerca serialis cubense, 2651 nucleotides long. RefSeq lists its product as uncharacterized. NCBI's taxonomy places the organism in Eukaryota, Metazoa, Arthropoda, Insecta, Orthoptera, Acrididae. The record is from RefSeq and is a predicted model, not a curated record. The transcript has 5 exons. Bases 33 to 839 code for a protein of 268 amino acids.
CUGGAAGUGACUACUGUGAGCCUCCAACUGACAUGGAUUCUGGUGAGGAAAGCUCACCAUGUCACCGACCUAGCAACAAAAACAAAACCUCUUCAGAUAUUAAGUUUGUCAAAUAUGGGGAAAGACUUGAUAUGCCUCCAGAACUAAUUGUAACUCCUGCACAGUUUCAGAUAAGUGAGACACCUAUGGCCAUGGACAUCACAGAGAGAUUAACUGUAACUGAAGAACAGCAAUUUGUGGAAAAAAGAAUCCAUACCUACAACUGGUACCAUGCACGUUGCCCACCACUUUCUAGGGCAACUGCUGCUCCAGGCUAUUGGCAAAAUACAGUAGGUGACCUUGCCAGUGAGGUGCAAGUGAAACUUGGUACAACACUGCGCCAGAAGCUCUGGACAGCUCUACCGUGCAGUUGUCAUGGGACUCUCGAUACUCAUUGGAGUGGUCAUCUCUCAGCUCAUGACAUGCUGCUUCGUUCCUGUUCAAAGAAGUUGGUUGCAUUACAAAGAACUGGUGGAAUAUCAUUUGAUACAUCUAGGAAUGUCACUUCUGCUUCCCAUCAACAACGUAAUGUGCAGUCAACAGAUGCAGACAACAGGGGUCACACAAGUCUCAAGUGGAAAAGAUACCGUAAACUUACAGAAAUUCCAACUUCAGAUAUCACUAUACAGCUCACACAACAAGCUUUGCAAUCUGGCUCUGAUACAGAACCUGGACCUUCACACCAAGCUGAUACUGCCAAAAAGAAAAAAAAGAAACGUAAAACUACACAUUCCAGGAAAGGGAGACGUCUACAGUCAGCCAGUGGUCAUUGCUCACCAAAGAAAAUCACAAAAUCUUGAUAAAAAACUGAACAUCUUGAAGCAUUUAGCAGCAUAAAUUACUUGAAUGUAAUAGUGCCAAACUGACUGAACUGUUAUGCACAUAUCAUAUUUUUAUGUUUCUAAGUAUAUCAUACCUUGGUAUUCCCUACCUCCAAGUGUGGAAAUGGAAGAACAGUAACUGAUUUAUUCACUUAGCGUAUGAAGAGUCCAGGGGAAAAUCCUGAUAAGUCACAAUUCUUAUUUUUUUCAGGAGACGAAAUUUAAAGUUUCAAGACUCAUAAAAUUUUACUUUCUCAAGUUAUAUUCUUCAUUUUUGUUUUAGACCUCAAUAUAUCUUUCAGAGAAAGAGCAGUUCUGAAAUUAUACACAUCUGAAUAGGAUUUACAAUAAUAUGAUGCAUUUUUAUUAUGAAGGCAAAUCAUACAGAGGAAAAUUAUGACAAGUUCAUAACAUAUUGCAGGUAACUACAAGAUUUCAAAUUCAUGUUACAACAAAUUAUCUCAUAUAAUCAUUUAAUAAUCUUCUAUAAAAGGUCCUGUGCUUUUUCGAUGGUGGGUUAAUGCCAAAGAUGAUCAAAAUACACUUGCACUUCACUAUGGCAAAAUCUUUUCAAGUCUUGAAAAUCUCUGUAUUUCUCAGCAGAUAUUUUAAGAUCACCUGCAAAAAAAUCAGAAUCUCUUAAUUUAAAUAGCUGUAUGCCUAAUACUAAAAAAAAUACUAUUUCAAUAAAUAAAUAAAACUUUCAAAUCAUACUGCUGUAAAAGAAUUACUAUACCUUCAUAUUUAGCAGAGGGUAGGCUGAACUCGCCAUCUUUCAGGCUGGAAUCUUGCCCUUUCUUUCCACGAAGAAGUAAUGAAGCUUGCUCAUAUGCUCCAUUGUAGCUUCCUCUAUACCGAACCAGUGCUGCAUGGUGUCAUGUGACUUCCAAUUCUCUUAUUGGCCUGGACUGGAAAGGGAGUUUCUUCUUGUAUAUUGUAUUAUCCAGAUGCUCUGUCCAGCAUUUGAUUAUCUCUGGUUGCUCCUCAACAUCAAUGAUGACAAAAGGCAAAGCAUGUGUGUGUGAAUUCUGAAAAACCUGACACCAGUCCUUUGGAAUUUGACAUUCCUGAGUUUGGUCUAUCAUAUCAAUAUUUUUAUCACAUUCAAGGUACAAAUGACCUCUUAUGAGGAAUGUCAUCUUUACAUAGUCCAAUCGUUUUUCUGUAUGGACCAGAUGGUGAAGGAAUCUGAACACAGUGGCAUUCUUGUUUUGCCCUCCACAGGAGUCACAGAAGAUCCCCAGAUGUCCGACUUCUGGAGUUAGAAAAUUGUACACAAAAUGAUAAAGGAACAAUGAAACUUCGUCUGCUCCUUUUCGGCCUUUGCUCUCUGGAUGCAUGUAAAAAUAGCUGUCCCCUGUUGCCAAAACAUGAACAUUGAAUAUAAAUACAAAAAGCUGUCAUUUAUAAUAAACUUCAUUUGUCUUUAUAUUUGGACAAGGAAAGUUUUUGCUAUAGUCCAUCGUAAUUGCAACCUUUGAUGAAUUUUUUUGACAUUCCAUCUUUGCCCUUUUUUCCUGUCAUAGAACACUUUUUGUUUUCUGAGACGCAAUUCAUGGGCUAUUUCAUUGGAUCAAAGUUCGGAAUGGAGCCUUACUUUAUUUUCAACAGAUGAUCGUGGAUAUCCAAAACUUAUAUUGAAAUCUGAGUUGAAUAUAGUGUGGUAUGUUUCAUAUGACAUGUUCUGAUCCUGAAACUCCUCCUUGAACAUAUGUAACAUUUUUUUUAAUAUUCAAAGACUCUGGUAGGUAAAUUUUUUCUGACUUUGUCAAACUGUAGUGGCUGUUGUGA